GAUCCUCAAUUUGAGCGGUUGUGCUAAAAUUGAAUUAAAAAAAUAAAGUGAGAAUUAGGAAAAUAAAGGAGAAUGCUGUUGCUUUUUGGAAUUUUAAUAUUUGUGACGGGAAUUGCCUCACAUGAGCAUGAUCAUGAGCAUCAUCAUCAACUUUGGAACAACACUUACCAAGAUCUCCUGCGAAAAGAUUUGAUUUCGGACUACGAUCGUUUUUCUCGUCCCGCAAAUUUGCAAAAUGUCACCGAUUUGAAUGCAACUUUGACCAUUUAUCAAAUCGACGUGAACGAAAAGAAGUCUCUCGUCACGAUGUUUGGGCGUAUCCUGUUCACUUGGACCGAUGACAAGCUCAAAUGGAGUCCUGAUGCUUAUGGGGGUCUCGAUCACAUCCAUUUAGCUGCUCACGAAGUAUGGAAACCCGACAUCACUCUUUAUAAUUCGGCGAUGGGACAAAGUUUGGAUGUUUUUGGGCCAACGAAUACCAUUGUUUAUCCAGCAGGAAAAGUUUUGUGGGUGCCUCCGACGAAAUUUUUGGUGUUUUGUGACUUGGAUUUCACAAAUUGGCCUUUUGAUACGCAAAAAUGCUACGUUAAAAUUGGAUCGUGGACUUAUUCGGCGAAAGUUUUGAACAUUCAGAUUGAAAGUGAAGCUAAAAUCGAAAAACUCAUGACGAACCCUGUUUGGGAGAUUGUCGAAGUCAAAAGUAUCCGACAUGAGACAUUUUAUCCUUGUUGUCCCGAGCCAUAUGCUGAUCUUCAGUACAAUAUUACCGCGAAACGUCACUCGAUGAUGCAGAAAAAUAUCGCUUUCGUUCCCAUCACCUUCGUAAUUGUCACAACUCUUGUUAGUUUCUUGUUCCCAUCAACUGCGGGAGAGAAAAUUUUAGUCAACUCCAUCAAUGCUGUCAUUUUAGUACUUUUGAUGAUCUAUUUUUCGUUCAUGCUGCCAAUUUCUACAACGAACAUCCCCUUAAUUGUUCAACAUCAUUAUUGCACUUUAUACCUCAUUUGCAUCGCCCUUGUGAUUGGAGCUGUUGUCCUCAAAGUUUCCCGCAAGAAGAACGGAAAUGUACCAAAAUGCUUCAAAUGCGUAAUUGACAGUUUUUAUGCUAAAAUCCUCGGAAUUUCAUCUCCUCGCUCACGAAAAACGUCGGAACAGGAAUUAGAAGAUGGCAAAAGUGACAAAAAUUUGUUAAGCUCUGAGGAAAAUGAGCUUUAUUGGCCUUUAGUUGGAACGCUCGUUGAUCGCACAGCAUUUGUUGCGUAUUUUAUCGUUUUUGUUGUGAUGAUGUCGAAACAUUUCUAAAAAAAAAAUCAUGAAAAAAAAUUUUUUCGUUAAAAUUAUUUACGAUGAAAAUAAACGAAAUUUGGAUGCUUA
This is a messenger RNA of Culicoides brevitarsis, 1374 nucleotides long. RefSeq names its product acetylcholine receptor subunit alpha-like 1. The transcript is spliced from 4 exons. The coding region runs from base 73 to 1302 and encodes 409 amino acids. The record is from RefSeq and is a predicted model, not a curated record. Gene Ontology annotation, cellular component: synapse; plasma membrane; neuron projection. Gene Ontology annotation, molecular function: transmitter-gated monoatomic ion channel activity involved in regulation of postsynaptic membrane potential; transmembrane signaling receptor activity; excitatory extracellular ligand-gated monoatomic ion channel activity. NCBI's taxonomy places the organism in Eukaryota, Metazoa, Arthropoda, Insecta, Diptera, Ceratopogonidae. Gene Ontology annotation, biological process: chemical synaptic transmission; regulation of membrane potential; monoatomic ion transmembrane transport.